AUGCAAAGCAGUUAUGUUCCAUUGCGUUCUAAUAUGUUUACAAUACCAACAUCGUCCACCACAACAGAACGGACGACUACGACAUCAACUACCAUCUCGACCACAACCAGUUCAAGCACAGAAGUAUCAUCGGAACCUGUUAUAACCACAAGGAGAUUUGAACCUUAUAACCUUCUCAGUACCACCUUCGAACCGAUAGAGUACUAUGAUGAUGAGCCAAGUGAGACAACAACGCCCCAAGUCGUAGAAAGCACGGCCCCAUUUUUCGAUUUCGAAAAGUUUUAUCGAAGGAUGGAGAAGUCUGGGUACCAUAGCAUGGAGUCCAGUGACGGUUUUAUACAGAAUGAGUACAUCAAAAUAAACGUCAACAAUGAUCAACAACCUCUAAGCAUUAUUCUUUCGAAUGGCGUCAACAUAUCUUUCACCAUACAAAUGUGCUACUACGUCGCAGACGACCCAGAGAAACUCGGAACUAUGAAGAAGAAGCCAGGAGCCUUUAUAUUCAGACCUAUGGACUCCCAACCGAUAUUAAUACUAGAUGUCUACAACUCUAAGAUCCUGAAAUCUGAUGUCGUUGAAGAGAUCCAUCUUCGUUUCGCUGAUUAUGCUGGGAUAUCUUUGAAGCUAUAUAAAGGUUUGCCAACUAUUGAGGUCGAUUGGGUCGUUGGUCCGAUUCCAAUCGCUGAUAACUUGGGUAAAGAGGUUUUUAUUCGGUAUGUGACUGAUUUGAAUAAUAACGGCGUUUUUUAUACCGAUAGUAAUGGCAGGCAGACUAUGAAAAGAAUAAGGGAUGCUAGACCUACGUUUUUGCCGACUAUUGUUGAUAGUUCUUCCGCUGUCGCUGGGAACAUCUACCCAGUCACAUCAAAAAUAUACAUCGAAGACAAAACAAAAAACAUCAGACUGUCCAUUUUUACCGACAGAUGUCAGGGCGGAACAUCUUUGAUCGACGGACACAUAGACAUAUUUCUUCAUAGACGUAUCUUUACCGAUGACAUUGGCGUCAAUACUUAUUUAAACGAAUCUGUACUUGGCCACGAAAGCAUUGUAAGGGGGAAACAACAUUUAUAUCUAUCCAAAGCUGAUUUCCGACCAAACAAGGUAUUCGAGAAGAAAUUCGCUAAGGAAUUGGAAUUAGGACCUAAAGUGUUCACAUCAAUUCACCAAUCUUACUUCAAUAUCAGUCUUGCCAAUUGGAAUGAAAACAUCAAUGAAUAUACGGCUUUGAAUAUGAAAUUACCCGUUGGAGUACACAUUUUAACUUUGGAAAAAUGGCACGAUAAAUAUUUAUUGAGAUUGGAAAACUAUUUAGAACAGGCUGACGUUGCUCGCAAUGGUUAUAAAAAGGUAUACAUUAAAGAGUUGUUCAAAGACUUCAUUAUAACUGAAGCCAAAGAGACUUUGCUAGCUGGUAAUAUAUGGUUAGAUGAUUACUACCCAAUGCGCUGGCACAAAGAUAGAUUCGUAAAAAAUUUUAACGAAAUUUAUGGGAAUUUCAGCCAUUUUGAAUUUGCCAAAGAUGAGGAGGUGGAAUUGAAUAGACAGAAGAUAAAUUUGGAUGAAGGCAUCGGUUUGAUGCCGCAACAGAUAAGGACUUUUGUUGUAAGUUAUGUUCGGAGGUAA
Molecule: messenger RNA, 1623 nt
Organism: Spodoptera littoralis (African cotton leafworm)
Lineage: Eukaryota; Metazoa; Arthropoda; Insecta; Lepidoptera; Noctuidae
Source: the annotation of a GenBank genome assembly